AUGGAGAAGUUGCUGGAACAUGAAAGACACAAGGGACCAGUGAAAUUCGAGGGUGUGGUUGUGAUUUUCACUGAGGCAGAGUGGAAGAGACUGAGCCUUGAGCAGAGGAACCUGUACAAAGAAGUGAUGCUGGAGAAUUUCAGGAAUCUAGUCCUGUUGGGUGAGGGUAUGUUCUCUUUCCUUAAUUUUUCCAUUCAUAUAUUUAUUGACCAUAUAGCCAGCCAAUGUUCUAAGCUCUUAGAACACAUCUCUGAAUAUUCAAAGCCAGGAGUCCGUCCCUGGCCCCUUUGCCCCUGCCCUCUGGCCUUUGACAGUCAGCAAUUUCUCAGCCACCAUGAGCUCUGCAGUCAUCUUAUUCCAUAUUCAUGUGCAGGAAAUCAACUCCAACCAGGGGAUCCUUGCCCAAAUGACCACCAGCAGCGGCAGCAACAACAUUCUGAUAAAAACCACUGGGGUGCCAAAGCAGAAGAUCAAGGAAUGGGAUCUACGCCUUUGUUUUGGAGCACAAAUGAGAAGGGGACUUAAGUGGUUUUCUCUAGCCCGCUCCAGGGACCACCAGUAAGCUCUCAGGGAGGCAACAAAGUGUUGAAGGUACAGCUCAGUCCAGCCCAGAGGGUAAGCUCUGGGGAAGCAGACAACAUUCCUGAGAGGGUAGAACUCUCAGGAUUUGGAGCAGUCAGGUAGAGGUGUGGACUAGGUUUUAGCCAGAAGUCAAACCUCUUCAGACACAGGCUGUCACGAGCGGAGAUAUCUCCUGUGCAGAAAGUGUGGGUGAAGCUUUAGCAGGAAGUCACAUCUCAACAGACAUCAGAGGACACACGGGAAAAGCCUUAUAUAUGUGGGGAGUUGUGGUCAAGGCUUUAUAGAUAAGCCACCCCUCUACAACCACCAGAGUACACACUCAGGUGAGAAGCUUUAUGUAUGCAGGGAAGUGUGGGCAAGCUUUUAGCCACAAGUCACACACACACAAGGGAGAAGCCCUUUGCAUGAUGUGUGGGCGAGGCAUUAGUGAAAAGUCAGACCUCAUUAAGCACCAGAGGAUUCACACAGGGGAUAAGCCUUAUGUGUGCAGGAACUGUAGCCAAGGCUUUAGGGUGAAAUCACACCUCAUCACACA
This is a messenger RNA of Aethalodelphis obliquidens (Pacific white-sided dolphin), 1117 nucleotides long. It is a transcript of the gene ZNF589, whose product is annotated as zinc finger protein 589. Lineage: Eukaryota; Metazoa; Chordata; Mammalia; Artiodactyla; Delphinidae. The record is from RefSeq and is a predicted model, not a curated record. Gene Ontology annotation, biological process: regulation of DNA-templated transcription. Gene Ontology annotation, molecular function: zinc ion binding.